AUGUUCCUCUUGAACGCAGAGAACUCUAAGAUGAAGUUCAUGAAAAUCGGGACAAAGCCUGACACUUUGUACACUCAAGAGUCUUCAAGGAUUUUGGUAACCGACACACCCAACGAUCUGGUCAUAAGAAUCAACAACACCACUUAUCAUCUCCACAGAUCUUGUCUUGUUCCAAAAUGUGGGCUGUUGCGAAGGCUUUGCACUGAUUCAGCAGAGGAGUCCGAUAGUGUUACUAUAGAGCUAAAUGACAUACCUGGAGGAGCCGAUGCGUUUGAGCUGUGUGCUAAGUUCUGCUACGACAUCACCAUCAACCUCUGCGCUCAUAACAUUGUGAAUGCCCUCUGCGCCUCCAAGUUUCUUAGGAUGUCUGAUUCUGUUGAGAAGGGAAAUCUGUUCCCAAAGCUUGAAUCAUUUUUCCACUCAUGCGUUCUCCAAGGCUGGAAGGACUCCAUCAUCACUUUGCAGACCACUGCCAAAUUGCCAGAAUGGUGUGAGAAUCUUGGAAUCAUCAGAAAGUGUAUAGACUCGACUGUGGAGAAGAUCCUCACUCCCACUGCAGAGGUCUCUUGGUCUCAUACAUACACCAGACCAGGCUACCAAAAGAAGCAUCACCACUCUGUUCCAAGAGACUGGUGGACGGAGGACAUAUCAGACCUUGACUUGGACUUAUUCCGCUGUGUCAUCACAGCAGCGAGGUCAACUUUCACGCUGCCGCCUCAGCUCAUCGGCGAAGCCUUGCACGUAUACACCUGCCGCUGGUUACCAUACUUCAAAUCAAAAAGCUCUUCAGGUUUCUCAGUUAAAGAAAACGAAGCAACACUGGAAAGACAUCGGCGUGUUGUUAACACGGUUGUGAAUAUGAUUCCUGCAGAUAAAGGGUCGGUUUCAGAGGGUUUUUUGCUGAGACUUGUUAGCAUAGCGAGUUAUGUGGGAGCUUCUCUCACCACAAAGACCGAGUUGAUUAGGAAAGCUGGCCUGCAACUAGAGGAGGCAACUCUUGCAGACCUCCUGUUGCCUUCACGCUCAUCCUCUCAUCUCCAUCGCUAUGAUACUGACUUGGUUGCUGCAGUUCUUGAGAGUUUUUUAAUGCUCUGGAGAAGACAGUCUUCUGCUCAUCAUUCUAGUACCAGUCAGUUGCUGCAUUCAAUUAGAAAGGUGUCAAAGCUUAUUGACUCCUAUCUCCAGGUAGUCGCAGAAGAUGUCAAUAUGUCAGUUUCCAAAUUCGUGUCUUUUGCAGAGGCAGUGCCGGACAUUGCUCGGGAGAGCCAUGACAGACUUUACAAAGCUAUCAACAUCUAUCUCAAGGUGCAUCCCGAGAUAAGCAAAGACGAGAAAAAACGACUAUGCAGAAGUCUUGACUGCCAGAAGCUGUCUGCAGAGGUACGUGCACACGCUGUGAAAAAUGAGAGGAUGCCAUUAAGAACGGUAGUCCAGGCCCUCUUCUUCGACCAAGAGAGCAGUUACAAGGGAACAUCAGGUCUAUUAGAGAGCCACGGUCUCGUCUCAAGAAGUAAAGAGACGUCCACAGGUGAACACAUCAUGAUGCACAAGCUUCAUCUAGGUCCAACUGAAGCAGCUUCUAUUAGGAGAACUAAUAGUGUACUUGAGGAAGGAAGCAAAAGAGGAGAAGACAGAAUCAGAUCCAGUACCCCCAAGAAGAUAGUGCGGGAAGGAAGAGGAUCAGAGCAUAAGCAUCAUAUAAGCAAAGACAGGUAG
Messenger RNA from Microthlaspi erraticum, 1716 nucleotides. NCBI's taxonomy places the organism in Eukaryota, Viridiplantae, Streptophyta, Magnoliopsida, Brassicales, Brassicaceae. The record is from the annotation of a GenBank genome assembly.